GUGACGCAUGACGUCCGGUCGGUGGGCGUGGCCAGGCUGAAAGGGGCCGGAGGUGCGUAGCUUGUUUUGGUAUUUUGUUAGGAAUUUCUAAAUCAUCAUAUCUGCGCAGAAGGAUGGAGAACAAGCCCGAGAACAGCAAGCUGAUAUUUGAGAAGGAAGGAGUUUACCUCCACACCAACGCCAAGAGGAGCAACGAGGAGACAUCCAUCCCCGGAUUCAUCCGCAUUGUUGAGCGGGAUGGAGAGCCAGCGCUGGAGUGGAGUCCAGUUCAGGAUGACGGGAAAAAUGCACCGGCUGUCUUUUACGCAAAAAAGGACGGUGAAGGAGGAGAAGAAGAGACGAAGUUUGACCCCGGGUACGAGCCAGACUGGGCCGUUAUCAGCACAGUGAAGCAGAGCAGAGAGAAGGAACAGCUUCACACCAAAAACACAGGUCACUGGGGAGCAUUCUCACUGCCCCUGUCGGAGCUCUACUCCCUGCGUCGCGCUCGUUUCUCUCUGGGCAGGAACUUUAUGGUGUUGACCAGUCGAAGAGGCGACCCUCUGCCCCCACUGCACUUCCACAGGGGCGGAACACGAGAACUGCUCCGAGCCAUGCAGAGAUACAUCCGCCUCGCACCGUCUCCAGUGGAUGGUCGGUUGUUCCUGGCGUACCCUCACGACUCGGGUGCUCUCUCUCACUCCUUUGAUGAGCUGCAGAUGUUUGAUGACACCAGCUCAGACCUUGUAUCUCGGUUUAUCCAGGACCCGUAUGCAACCACGUUCGGCGGCUUCUCCAAGGUGACCAACUUCUUCCGAGGAGCGCUGAGACCUCCAGAGUCGCCCCUGCAUUCCCACGGAGACUCGUACGCGCCUCGCUUAUCCGACGACGAGCCGGGGUUCGAGCUCAUAACCUGCCAGCAAGGGGCAGAGCUUGGUCCGCGGCCCAAGGUGAGCAGAGGGCGGCCUCUGGACGACUGGGAGCAGUUCCUGGACUCGGAGGGCCGCGUCACAAAUCCACAGAAAGUGAAGGAGCUGGUGUUCAGAGGGGGCAUCGUUCCUUCUCUGCGGAAGGAGGUGUGGAAAUUCCUGCUGGGGUUUUACCCCUGGAACAGCACAGCCAAGGAGCGGGAGAAUAUCGUGCGAACCAAAACAGACGAGUAUUUCAGGAUGAAGGUGCAGUGGAAGUCCAUCAGCGAGGAGCAGGAGAUGAGAAACUCCCUCCUCCGGGGAUACCGCAGCCUGAUUGAGCGGGACGUGAAUCGGACGGACAGACAGAAUCCAUUCUUCUCGGGGAACGAGAAUCCGGGCCUCACGCUGCUCAACGACGUGCUCAUGACCUACUGCAUGUAUAACUUUGACCUGGGUUAUGUCCAGGGUAUGAGUGAUCUCCUGGCUCCGCUCCUCUUCGUCACUCAGAAUGAAGUGGAAUCUUUCUGGUGUUUAACGGGAUUUAUGGAGCUAGUGCAUCAGAACUUUGAGGAAUCUCAGGAGGCCAUGAAACAGCAGCUGCUCCAACUGAGUCUUCUCCUACGAGCACUCGACCCUGAACUGUGUGACUACCUGGACUCUCAGGACAGCGGGUCUCUGUGUUUCUGCUUCCGCUGGCUGUUGAUCUGGUAUAAGAGAGAGUUCUCCUUCGAGGAUAUCCUGCACCUCUGGGAGGUUCUGUGGACUUGUCUGCCUUGCGCUAACUUCCACCUGCUGAUGGCCUGUGCCAUUCUGGAGUCCCAGCGGGGGGAGCUGAUCGGCUCCAACCACGACUUUAACACAAUCCUCAAGCACAUCAAUGAACUGACCAUGAAGCUGGAUCUGCAGACAAUGCUGCGGGAAGCUGAGGGCAUUUAUCUCCAACUGGUCCAGUGCAAGGAAUUGCCGGUGAAGGUUCGGGAAGUUUUGGGAAUGUGUGUAACCCCCAGCUCGGAUGAGGAGAGUUCCGAGUCGGAGCCCAAAGAGUCGGACAGACUGCUCAGCCAAUCAGCUGCAGGGGGCGUGGCUGUCUGUCAGUCAAGUAACUCAAACGCCCGACCACGCCCGCCUCCUACUUACCCAUAAUCCCUGUAAUACACGUUUCUGCUGAGGAAUUCUCAACACUGUGUGACACAUAACUACAUGACAUAACAGUUACAUACAGGUUACAGACAUACAGGAGUCGUUAAUGCUAAUGAACUUUAAUCGAGUCUUUUCGAGAAAUCGAGAAAGAUUUAAUUUAAAUUACUGUACUUCACAGAAAGGGAAAAGCAGACUGUACAUAAUGCAGUGUGUGUGUGUGUGUGUGUGUGUGUGUGUGCUAUAGAGAGACAGAGAUUAAUGAAGUAUGUAAUCAGUAUUAAUCCUGUGAUUGGGGUAAAACAGGAAACUGAUAUAAAUAUAGUAAUAAUUCUUAUUUCUAAUGAAGCCCCACCCACAUCUAAUAAAGUCACACCCACUCCCAACAAUCCUCCAAUGCCAUUCCUAAAAUGGGUAUGCCCACCCAUUCCUAAAACCACCAGUUUGCUCAUAAUAUACUCCGCCCACCCCAAAGAAGCCUCACCCACCUCUUAUAUUACCUCUAAGAAAGCCCCACCCACCUAUGAUAAACCCCGCCCACAACUAAUAUAACUUUUAAUAAUAAUUAAUAAAACCCACCUACCUCUAAUAAAAUCCCUCCCACAUCUAAUAUAACUUUUAAUAAAGCCCCACCCACCUCUUAUAUUACCUCUAAGAAAGUCCCACCCACCUCUUAUAUUACUCUUAUUAAACUCUUUUAACAAAUGAUACAAUAACAGUUAGAGAGAGAGAGAGAGAGUGUGUGUGUGUGUGUGUGUGUGUGUGUGUGUGUGUGUGUGUGUGUGUGUGUGUGUGUGUGUGUGUGUUUUAAUUUACGGUAAUCUCCCAAAGGUUCAUUGAGGCGAUUGUGUCGUUAUUAGCAUUGUGUAUAACACUUAAAGGAUUUUGUGUUAUUGUUUUCUUUGUGUGUGUGUGUGUGUCUGUGUUCUUGUUCCUGUCUCUCUGACGCCGUGGUCUUUGUGUUGUUGUGUAAACUUUAAACAGUUGUGUUACACUACAGUCAUGACACAGUCGCCUCCUCAUGCACAUUUGCACGGCUUGGAUGAUCACAUUAGAUGUUAAUUAGAUAUUCAAAUGAAGACAGAUUUAUAUUUUGCUCUGUUUUUUAACCUCAACUCCUUUCACUCCACAUUUACAUUUACUCAUUUCUAAAAUCUAAAAUAAAAAAGAAACUGAUGUGAAUUUCA
Molecule: messenger RNA, 3214 nt
Organism: Hemibagrus wyckioides
Lineage: Eukaryota; Metazoa; Chordata; Actinopteri; Siluriformes; Bagridae
Gene: tbc1d17
Product: TBC1 domain family, member 17
Exons: 17
Coding region: 114-2033 (639 amino acids)
Biological process (GO): activation of GTPase activity
Molecular function (GO): GTPase activator activity
Source: RefSeq, a predicted model, not a curated record